Molecule: messenger RNA, 1798 nt
Organism: Neocloeon triangulifer
Lineage: Eukaryota; Metazoa; Arthropoda; Insecta; Ephemeroptera; Baetidae
Product: dual specificity protein phosphatase 14-like
Exons: 3
Coding region: 105-782 (225 amino acids)
Biological process (GO): protein dephosphorylation
Cellular component (GO): cytoplasm
Molecular function (GO): protein tyrosine/serine/threonine phosphatase activity
Source: RefSeq, a predicted model, not a curated record
AUUGUCCCUCGCAGAAUCAGUCGCGCUUUGAAUCGCAGUCCGUGAGGACGCUCCCCUCUCAAACAAAUAAUCUAUCGUGGAUUUGCACGCAAGUGUUCUGCAAGAUGAAAAUCAUAAUGGGAAAUAGGAUCGACACCAACUCCAACAACGAUCCUCUUAACUCUGAAGUCCAGGAUGAUGACAAAGAAAAUGGAAACCUGAACAAACCGUCGGUGGUUCCGAACUCCGCGAUCGCCCAAGUGACGCCCUGGCUGUACCUUUGCGGCGCCAACGCCGUCAGAAUGCAGAGCCUGAAUGCCCUGAGGGUGACGUGCAUCGUGAAUGCAACCUCGGAACUGCCCCUGUUACCCUUGGACGGAAUUGACGUGAUUAGAGUUGCCGUUUUAGACUCGCCAGGGGUUGACCUGAGCUUGUACUUCGACGCCAUUGCUGAUAAGGUCGAGGAAGUUCGGCAAAAGGGAGGCUGCGUGCUGAUCCACUGCACAGCGGGCGUCAGCAGAAGUGCCUCCCUGUGCCUAGCCUACCUGAUGAAGUACCAACGGAUGACCCUGCGCAAAGCCUUUGCCCAUUUGCGCAGCGUCCGACCCGCCGUCCGACCCAACACCGGUUUCUUCCGCCAACUGAUCGACCUCGAGCUGCGGCUGCUCGGCCGCGAAACCGUGUCCAUGGUUUACAACGAGGCGGCCGGCACGCAAAUCCCGGACGUUUACGAGGUCGACUACCAGAAGAUGGUUUGGUUCCAACGCAACUACCGCAACGUCUCGUUGGCCAGGAACUGCUAAAGGCAUUUUUUGUGGACUUUUUUCGUCUGGUUGCGAUUUGCAGAAAGUGCAGGAAGGAGUUGGUGUGAGGGCACAAUUUGUUGAUAAGGAUCUAAUUAUAUAGUUUAGUGUCAUCCCAAAAGGUAUGUUUUUCAACUGUGACUGCCAAAUUUGAUUUAACUUGGUGAGCAACUUUUACAAUUCCUUACAUUUCUAAAGGCUAAAAUAAAAAUUGAGCUCAAAUUGAAAUUAAUUUAAUUAACGAUAUAAAAGAGGCAAUAAUUGUUGCCUGCAAUGCGUUUGUAUUGAAAAACAGCAACUUCUUUAUAAUUAAUUUCCAAACAAAAUAAUGGAUCUACAACCAGAUUAACAUGAAUCGGCGUCACAUUUGAAAAACAUACCUUAUGAAUGAACUGGUCUGGCUGAAAAAAGUAAACUCGCUUAAAACAGUUUAAGUGGAAACAAGUCACUAUUAAAAAAAGGAAGACAUUUUCUGUUAAUGUUUUCGGUACAACAGCUUUAAAAACCGUUCUUUUAUCAUUUUGACACCAAUAAUUUAACUGGAAAAAUUAUUGCAAUAGAUCUACAAAUUUCAGAAUAGGACACAUUUCAAGAGAUGAUUUCUGUUAAAAGUCAAAGUCCAUUCAAAAAGGGCCAUUGUAGAAGUGAAUCCCUGCAAUAGGCUUCUUAUCAAAAUUAUGAAAGUGAAGUUAUUGCUGCUUCGUGAAAAGAUCCACUUUAAUCUCAAAACAAAGGCCAGUCACUCACUACUUGAAUGUAUGAAUUUUAUUUUUUGUUUGAUCUCUUUUUACUAUUUUUUUUUUGUUGAAAUCUAGCGCGCAUUAUGCAUGGCAGCUUUAAAUCACUUCUUUGAGCGCGGGUUUCCUAAUUUUUCCAUUCCAAGACAUAAAAAUGAUUACUUCAGAAUUGUGCAUCUUUAAAAUUUUUGCAUGUGCGUGGUUUUAUCACAAAAGUGUAUUUAUUUUGUACGUCAAAUAAAACUUCAAAAUGAAAAUGAAUGUAAAAAGCAACAAAUU